AUGCCGUCGCUGCCGCAUCGCCCAGCGCUGGCUCCUCGUGACGGCAUAUCCAGCUUUGUGUCGGUCCAAAGUUCAGACUCGUAUUACAGCAACGAAGAAAUUGCUAUUCUCCACGAUGUCGUCGCAGCUGCCCAAGAUAAUUUGGACCUCCUCCCCGAGGGUGAGAGGCUGGCAACAAAUGCCCUUUUCCAAGCCUACGACACCGUCCUCCCUAACUACGGUAUCGAUCCGGAGGAAGACCACCAUAUAUCGCGUCUUGUCUUCCGGGUUGGUGGUGAGCGCGGCGAUGGCUCGCUUCUGGAUAAACUACGCAGCGUCUUGGAAAGGAUGGGCAUCGAGCUUGAAUUCGACAGUCGCAGCGAGAGUUCAAGGCGGCUUUCAUACCAGGAAGACGCACGAAACGAUGAUGCUGUUUCCCAGCCGUCUUCCCUACGCUCCAUUGCCGGUCAAGGCUCUGCUGUCUCCGAAAGUGAGAACUCUCAAUAUAUCCAGUCGCAUCAGCAGGACGUUCUUAAGUCUCGAUCUGUGUCAGCCGAGUCUGGAUACCUCGAUCAUCAUUCAUCAAACUCAAAGUUGACAUAUGCAGCCUCGGGCCUGAGACACUUGGAUCACAGGCCAGUCGGACCCCUGGAACACCCACCACCAAGCCACUCGCCGUCCACGGCUGGAAUUACAGAGCAAAGCCGCCAAAGCCCGCGGUCUGGCGCUGGUUCGCACGAGCAACAUAGGACGAAUGACACCACUGUUCAGCCUGCUGGCCCUCCCGCUGUUCUCCAUUCUGAAAAGAAUAGGAUUAUUGCUUCUUUGCCUUCGGUUGAAUCCAGACCUGUGCGAACGGUUAAUUGGCUUUUACCAGAUGAUGCUAAUGCUGAGCACUUUCCUAAGGGACAUAACGCCCCCCUUACUGAGCAUAAGACUCAAAACCAGCAGUCUCAGCAGGACCAGCAACAACUUGCAAAUAAAAUACAGCAUUCUUCCGAUGAAAAGACCGUUGAUGACAGCGUCAACGGCCACAAGCAAGGUGUAUCAACCAACGAGCAGCAGAAUGUCGAAAACCAUCGUCGUAGUGAUGCCAACGUUGGGGAGCCUUUCAUGCACAACGAACUACAGCAGCUGCAGCCACCAAUAUCGGCUGAACAACAUCCUUCAAAGAGUGUCGAAUCUGACCCGCAAAAUGUACCUGAUGGCGAAGAGCCGGAAGGAAAUGCUGCGAUGGAGGCGCAAUAUUCCGUGCUAAAACGUCGGGCGGCUAAGGCAUCACGCUACCUGCAACUCCUCAGAGGUAUAUCACAUUGGAAACAGUACGCAAUUGAAAGACUUGAGCGAACUGCUGUAGCGAGGAGACAUAUUUUGCGGAUGCGUCACUUUGACCCUUGGGAACUAGUCACAGCUGAUACUAAGCUCAAGGGACGCCGCAUCUUCGCCUUACGCAUAGUGACUCUAUGGCUUAAGCGGACCGACAAUGUCAUGGUGGAUGGGCAUCGAGCCUUGGUGAACACUCAACACCGCUUGACCAACAGUGCACUUGCUGCUUGGUUUACGUCCUGUCCCGCUUACACGGAAACUCUGAACCAACCUCGAUUUCUAGCAGCCCAAAUUCGCAGAUGGCAGUUAAGCUCUUCCGUGUCCCAAGCUCUCUGCACUCAUGCAAACGAGUUCGGUAAAAGAUUCUUCAUAUCUCGGGUUUGCGGUUCCUGGCAGCAGCAUGUGCUGGCUCAUCACCGAGAUAUAGAUACAUUCCGGCGACUCAGGGUAGUCCAAGACUCCUUGAAUCAAUGGCAACUGGAAACGAAAGUUGAGCUUUUUAAGGCCCGGAUGGGUUUCAGACUUAUACGCGAUGCACUGUCUAGAUGGCAUAGCACCUGUCGGUUCCCUCCUUCUUGUGGUCCACCCAUAAGACAUGGCCACAGACGAUGCAUCAACGAUGCAGUCGAUCAAACCCGGGCUCACUUGACAAUCAGUAUCGUUUCGCCCUUGAUAAUUUCACAGAAGAUGCUUAGAACCAAAGUUCUGGAUACUUGGCAACGACAAGCAUCAGCAUCAGCUAGGGCCAGCACAAGGUCGCGCCGUUUCGCCGCGCAUCAAGGGGCACUAAAAGCGGUAAAUUCUUGGUAUCUCGGCGUUCAUCAGAAGCAAAGCCUUUCUACAUGGGCGCAGCGUGGCUUCUUUUACGUUCAAGUCACUGGGGCCUUAAGCACUUGGCGCUCAAAGGGAGUGUGGCGGUCUUCUACACGGAAGGCUUAUGCACGAUGCAGACAACAUGUCAAAACUGCCUUUACGAAAGGAUACCUAAAUCAAUGGAAGGCCUCCUCUCAACUCUACUCGACCAUGGAUUGGCAAGCAGCUAAGCGGUACAACAUCAUGAAGCAACAUCGUUUGGUCUUUGUACUGGACGUGUGGCGGGACGAAAGCAACAAUGACCGAGGCGCCUCCAGGCUUCUGACGGCUGCCUGGUUGGGAGAGUGGCAGGGCAUGUCUCAUGAGCUCGCUGGCAUACACGGCCGCGCAAAAGAAGCUUGGAAAGAGAAUUUGAAAUCGCGUUACUGGGGCCAGUGGCAGUCCACUCUGCUGCGGCUCAAGAGCCGAGAGUACGUUGCCUCAGAUGUCAAGGAACGAAACAAAAAGAAACUUGUGCGCCGGCUUCUCCUGUAUUGGAAGGGAGAUGGGGACCUAAGCGGAUCGCAGCAGACCAAUAUCAUGAGAGCGAGUCUUGGGAAGUCACGAAGGGACCUUGGAUUGGGCGCAAAUCUGAACUCCCUACAGCUGUCAAGGGCAGUGUAUGAGCAGUCAGGCGCAACCUCCUUUAGGGAUUCAAGGUUGGAAGAAUUCGGACCAACAGUAGAAGAGGAUGACCAGGACGGGGUCUACAUAACGGGUAGCGCCUUUACUAUUCUCGGCGACUCCAACACCAUCAUUCAGACCAUCUACGAUGACGACCCAAGUCAUUUGCAGGCUGUUGCCUUUGACGAAUCAUCAGGCAAAAUUGCCACUUGCACCGGCUCCCUAAUUAGGAUUUACAGACCAUUUGGACAGUCGGAAGACGCUCUAAAGUGGGGUCUUCAAUCCUCAUUCCCGAUACCUGAUUCUCGAGAUGUCAUCGACGAUAUCGCUCUAAGCUGGGGCGCUUCCGAAGAACUUCUUGUUGCGCAUUCCACCCUUUCCAUGUAUUUGACAACCGACGAGCCAAUACCGUUAUGGGGCAAAGCCUUACCGAAUCCUUCAAAGCUUGCAGAAAUGUCAUACGACUCGGCUUACAUCGCAUCGGUUGGCUUUCAGGACUGCCUCGUUAAAGUCUGGCGACGUUUGACAUAUGGGGCUGAAGAGGUACGUUUCGACUUGGCCUACUUACGGCAUCCAGACGUUGUAACGGGCAUUCGAUGGCGGAAGCCUUAUCAUAUUCAACAAACUGUCGACAAUGUCCUCUAUACUGUAUGCGCUGACAACGUAGUCCGUGUUUGGACUGGAUCUGAUGCCCACACGCCCCAGCAGCUGAAUUUAUGGGGGACUGUUGACCUGAACUCCUCGUUCAGAGACCAGAGCCUCCAAAGCGAGAUGUUCACAAACCCAGUUCUUGCUUUCAUACUCGACGGUAGGGAAGUUUCUGCUGCUACGGAAUUGGCUGUUCAGCGUGGCCCAGUUCAAACCAGAAAUCACGAUACCACCCUUGAACAUCUGAUUUCACUCGCAAAUAAAAGUCCCGAGCUCUGUAUCGCAUCCAAUGGCGCCGGGGACAUGGUCGUUUUUGCUUUAGAGGACGUCGGGUCCAAGAAUAGCAAAACCAGGACCAUAAACGACGUAGCACACUUGAAGUCGCAGUACCUUGACUUCUGGCCCAAAAAGCAUGCUGAAGUACAAAGCUAUUGUGACCGUCGGACCGGGCGACUUCACAUAUUGAUUCACGACUUUGAUGGCGAGAUUCAACUAUACGAAACUGAGUUGGCAAAUUUUCUUAGCCCAUCCACAAGGGAAACCCGUCUCACUCGACAUUGCACUUGGUCUGGUCAUUCAGCACCCAUCAAGAAGAUGGUUCGCAAUUUCAGUGGUCGUGCUGUGGUUUCUAGGACUGCUGAGGGCGAAAGCAUUGUCUGGACCCAUGCUGAGAACAGCAAGUCUAGCCUUUCAAGGCAGUGUGUAAUUCCAGUGAACGGCCGCAUUCACCGCAUUUGUGUCCUACGAAAAGGUCGGUUCGUUGUGUUUUUAGAGCAUAGGGCCAUAUCUCUAUGGGACUGCUCGCACCAAAGGGCUGUUCUCUUAGAGCGUCAAUCUUAUGAGGUUUCUGGCAAACCUCUAUGUUUGUUAAUUCUUCCUCGACGGCGACUUGAUGAGUAUGCAGUGGCUCAUAUUGCUACCAUUACCUCGGAGCAGGAAGGUCUUGUCUGGGAGAUUAACCUUCCACACUACUCUCGUCAGGGAAAUGAGGCUCAGCACAAUGGUGGCGAAGACACGUCGAUACGAGAGUUUUGCAGGUUUCAGCUAGAGGAUGCACAGGGAAUCGCGUAUGUGUUGCCUGUUGAUCCAGCAGGUUCCGCGCCUGUUACGUCGGGUUUUCUCGAUGUCUUUGCUAGGGACAUUGCCAUUUCAUACACCCACAACGGACGCGUAGAUUUCUGGACAGCGCGUGUUGACCGUACAGAGGACCAUGUGGGGUGGCUUUCGACAUCAUCAGCAGAAACCGGUCUGUCAGAGCCAGCUCUUGUGAGUGGCAGUACUCUCAAGAAAGCGGCGCUCGUCGACUCAACCAGAUCUCAGCUAUUCAUAUGGGACAUUGGAGGUGCUCGACUCGAGUUCACACAAGACUAUGGAACGAACAACACUAUCCAAGACCUUGACUGGACAUCGACACCAGAUUCUCAAUCUAUAUUAGCAGUCGGCUUCCAGUCUAAAGUUGUGCUGUUAUGCCAAAUGCGCUUCGAUUAUCUCAAUAAGGGGCCGGCUUGGGCGGCUGUUCGGGAAAUCAGCAUUCGAGAAUUGACGCCUCAUCCAAUUGGUGAUUCUACCUGGCUGGGCGACGGACAUCUGGUUAUUGGGUCCGGUAACCAAAUGUUCGUUCACGACAGGGAGUAUGACUUGUCUAGCUCACUAGUGAAGAGUCUACAACUCCCGCACAAAAAAAAUGGCGUCUGGGAUUUGUUCGAAGCUGUGCAGCGAUUUAAUGGUCCGCUACCAGUCUUUCAUCCACAAUUCCUCAGUCAAAGCAUCCUUGCGGGGAAGAACACAGUGGUCCGAAAAAUACUCAUAUCAUUGCACAAGACACUCAAAUUCCACGUUGCAGGCGAAACUAUCGACGAUUAUCUUGGACUUGAUCCAGCAUCAUUUUAUCAAGAUGAGAUAUCAGAAAUGCCAGCAUAUGACUCCCAGUUGGGGAACCAUUUCAAUGUCCAGGCAUCUGCCGAUGAAGAUGAGACCUUUACCGAGGACGUGGCUUAUGCCAUAAACGAACGGUUAACAAAAAUUGGUCUUCAACAGCUUUCGGGACAUGAGCAAAUUCAACUGGCAGAUAUCAUUGAAUGCAUCGGGCUUGUUGAGAAGCAACGCAGGUCGUUAGAUGAGAAUGGCGCGCGUUUUAUGCUUUUCUUCCGUCAGCAUGCACUUCGAAAGGGUCGAACAAGUGAGAUACAAAUGUCUUGGCGAGAGAUUAACUGGGCCUACCACUCUACCAGCCAAGAUGUUCUCAUCGAUUUUGUCACCAAGCAAUGCCAUGGAAGAGUUCGUUGGGAGGAUGCAAGAGAAAGCGGCAUGUUUAUGUGGCUCAGCGAUCACAAUGCCUUGCUGGCACAAUUCGAAAAUGUUGCUCGCAAUGAGUACACAAAGAGCGAGAUAAAGAAUCCCGUCGAUUGUAGUCUUUAUUACUUAGCUCUUAAGAAAAAGACGGUUCUCCAGGGACUUUGGCGCAUGGCAAACUGGAAUAAGGAACAAGGUGCAACACAGCGAUUGCUGGCCAACAACUUUGAUGACCCUAAGUGGCGGACAACGGCACUCAAAAACGCAUAUGCUCUGCUAAGCAAACGUCGAUUCGAAUAUGCAGCUGCGUUCUUUCUGCUCGCAAAUCACUUGCAGGAUGCUGUCAACGUCUGCUUGAACCAGCUGAAAGACCUUCAGCUCGCAGUGGCCAUCGCGCGUGUCUACGAGGGCGAUCAAGGCCCAGUCAUGCGGAAGCUCUUAGAAGAAGAGGUGCUCGCAGUAGCAGCCAAAGAAGGAAAUCGUUGGCUUGCAUCAUGGGCUUUCUGGAUGUUAAAUCGCAAAGAUAUGGCAGUAAGAGCCUUAAUAUCGCCAGUAUACACGUUGAUUGAAACGCCUUGUGCUCCUGACAUGAGAUCCAAACUAUUCCUUACAGAUGACCCGGCGCUCGUGGUGCUCUACUCGCAACUGCGACAAAAAACCCUGCAGACUCUCCGUGGAGCCUCAAAAGUCACUCCUCGCGUCGAGUGGGAGUUUGUGCUUCAUAGUGCAAAGCUGUAUGACCGAAUGGGAUGUGACUUACUCGGCCUAGACCUAGUUCGGAACUGGGAAUUUUUGAAACCGGCAUUGAAUACAGCAAAUGAGUUUGGCGGCGAGAUCAAUCCAUUGAAAUUGUUGCGACGCCGUAGCUCGCUUGUAGUUGCAGACCUGCCUAUUUCAAACCUUCACGUUGAAAUGAGGUCGGGAGGGAGCAAGAGGAAAGAUUCGGCGCCGCCAACUAUAUUCCAAGAGCCUGACUCAAGCUCGCUGCUCGACAGCUUUGGGUUCUGA
Colletotrichum truncatum is the source of this 6729-nucleotide messenger RNA. The record is from RefSeq and is a predicted model, not a curated record. NCBI's taxonomy places the organism in Eukaryota, Fungi, Ascomycota, Sordariomycetes, Glomerellales, Glomerellaceae.